AUGGAGACUAAAGAAAAACACAGAAGAUGGAGGUCAGAAAGGCUGAAUGCAUAUGACUGUUUUCCUGAUAAUCAUGAUAUUGUGUUUAGCGCUACUCCUAUGCCGACAAGCAAUUUGUAUGAAAACUAUUUAAAAUUCAAAAUCAUGCCUUAUAUUAGUGCUAAAUAUUUCCCUCUGUAAAAGUUAUCCUGAACAGAUUAGAUUGAAGCUGUGUGGUGGCCUAAGCGAAUUUGAUAGGCUUUACCUCUGGCACCUCUAAGCCGAGACCGAAACCCAGUUUUUUCUUGUUAGUGGUUGCCCUAUUUGGUCUGUAUAUAGCCUCUGAGCGCUAACUUUUCCAAUUCAGUCCCUCUGCCCUUAUUACGCUAUCUUCUGCAUCAAAUCCACAGCCAGAUCACUCUAUUAAAGGAACCCUUAGCUGCCUCAGAUCUUCUAGUUUGCCUCACUUUACUCAGGUUAUCCCUGGAAAAUAUAACCCCUUACACGGUUAGGGAAAAACUACAAUAGCAGUUAAGUCACCCCGCUCCACUUCGGGCGCCCAAUUGCUUGAAUGCUUGCUGGCAAAAAAGGGUCCCGAGUAAUACCCAUUGGAUCAGGCCAUAGUGUACAGAUUUUGAUUAAAUCACUCUCUUUGGAAUAUCAGAUGCUGGUGGGCCAACUCGUGCUCCCAAGCUACACUCAGAUAUACAUAAUAGCCGUCCAUAAGAGGAUAGGUAAGGCAUCACCAUAUAUUUUAUGUAUAUCAAAAUUAUGCAUAAUAAGCCGAAAUAUUCGUCGAGAAAAGAAUUCAAGUUAGGCCCUCAAGUAGCCCUAACAAACAAAAUCAAGCCCAAAUCUUCAAGAUUUUCAAUGGAAAUUCCGACCGCACUUAUAAAUAGACGACUAAGAAAUCCUAAAGCAAAGCUAACUCCCCUCUAUUAAAUCUGAACAUCAUUAGAAAAAGUUCCUAUUUCUUAUAAAAAUUAACCCUAUGGUAGUGAAUGAAAAAUAUUUUAAUAUAAAUCUGUAAAUAUUUUGAUAUAUAAUUAAUGAUUAUAAUAAUAAUUUUUCCUUCUAAUUAAAAUAUUUUUUUUAUUUAAAAUAAUUUAUAUAUAUUUUUUAAAUUCACCUCUAUUAUGAGAUUAUAUUAAGCGAAAGCCCUGUUCAAAAUUCCGAUAAUAGAGAGUUUGAAAUAGAAAAUUUAAUCACACAUAGAAAGCCACUCAAUCUGCCUUCAAUCUCUUCGCACAAUUCCCCAAAAUCCCAUAAUCUCCACGAUUCAAUCCAAACAACAUGUACAGAUGCAUAUAAAAAUCUAAUUGAUUCAACCUGCAUAAAACAAAAUUACGCUGAAGAUUCAGCUAUCCCAGCCUGGCAUAAAGAACCCAUACGAAAAUGAAAUGUUCGGCCACCAGCAAUAAUUUUCCCACAAAAAUCUAAAUUAAAAUGCUAUCAAAAAGAGCAAGGGACCGAAAACUCCUUGAAAUCUAAAAUGGAUAAAACAAAAAACGAUAUCCUGGGGAUUCUUAACAAUUGCCAAGAAGAUAUAUCUUUAUUUCUAAAAGAAAGCAUUAAAUUUAGCUAA
Molecule: messenger RNA, 1564 nt
Organism: Blepharisma stoltei
Lineage: Eukaryota; Ciliophora; Heterotrichea; Heterotrichida; Blepharismidae
Source: the annotation of a GenBank genome assembly